Pochonia chlamydosporia 170 is the source of this 1023-nucleotide messenger RNA. RefSeq names its product NAD(P)-binding Rossmann-fold containing protein. The record is from RefSeq and is a predicted model, not a curated record. Bases 1 to 1023 code for a protein of 340 amino acids. The transcript is spliced from 3 exons. Gene Ontology annotation, molecular function: oxidoreductase activity, acting on the CH-OH group of donors, NAD or NADP as acceptor. NCBI's taxonomy places the organism in Eukaryota, Fungi, Ascomycota, Sordariomycetes, Hypocreales, Clavicipitaceae.
AUGCCAUCAGUUCUUCUUACCGGCGCCAAUGGCUUUGUAGCCGCUCAUAUUAUCAAGGCUCUCAUUAAGGCCAAUUAUCACAUCACAGGAACUGUGCGGCACGGUUCUGCUGGCGAAGACAUCUUUCAUCUUCACCCAGAGUGGAAAGAACAUCUCGACACUGUGGUUGUUGAGGACAUCACGAAUGAAGCUAGUUGGGACUCGAUCUUCAAGCAAACAGCUUUUGACCAUGUCGUUCAUGUGGCCGCGCCUCUUCUUGAUAACCCCAACAAUACUGAUUAUGACCGAGACUUCUUCAAGCCAAGUGUCGAAGGAAACCUAGCUCUUCUCCGCUCUGUGGAAAAGAAUGCACCGUCCGUCAAGUCUAUUGUCGUUACCGGCUCCAUUAAUGCUUGUACCACAGGCGCACCUGAAGAGUUGUCUGCCGGUCCUCUCACCAAUUCAACCUGGCUUGCCAUCACUCCAGAGGUGGCGCGUGAAAAGAACAACGCCUACAUUUCUUACUGCUCCGGCAAGAAGGAAGCCGAGUUGGCAAUCUGGGACUUUAUGAAAAAGCACUCACCCAAAUUCACCGUCACUGUCUUCCUUCCAGCACUCAUCUUUGGUCCGCCAAUCGAGCCGUUGAAAGGCGGCGCCAAGGGUUUGCACUUCAGCAGUGGCCUGAUAUACAACCUCUUCAAUGGAACAAAUGCAACCGUGCCCCCGACAACUUUUCCGAGCUAUAUUGACGCUCGGGAUCUCGCGGAUGCGCACGUCAAGGCGCUCACCGAGCCAAAGGUCGCUAACAAGAGGUUGACAAUUGGUGGCCAAGGAGUCACUUUUACUGAGAUUGCCCAUGCCCUUGCAAAGAUUCCGGAGCUUCGUGACCGUUUGCCUUCUGAAAGCGAAGAGAACCUCAAGGUUACGCCUGCCAGGAUUGAUGCAGAGGAGGGUAAUACGGCGCUGAAUAUGACUUUCAGAAGCUUUGAUGAGACGAUGAUUGACACAGCCAAGAAGAUCCUGGAGCUUGAGCAGACAGCCUAA